AUGGUCGACGGAUUUAUGGUUCCGAUGAGUAUCACAAAUGUUGAGUCCUCUCCCCAAACACCCACUAAUAAGACUGGCUUUCAAUUCAGUGAUUAUAACAGAGACUUAAGAAGAAAUAAAUCAUUAGAUAUUUUGAAUGAAAAUCCAAACAUCAGAAAGAGUGACACCGAAAGGGAUUAUGUUUCGCACUCAUCUGUGACCACAGUAUUGCCUAAUGAAGUGACAUUUUCUUCAGUGCCCACCAGUACUCGAGUGAAAGAGUUAUCCGUUGGAAGUCCUGUCCUAUACUUUUCCAAAGAGUCGAAGAAUAAAACUGAGGAAAAGGCUAAGCGUUUAGAAAGUAAUGAAUGGGAGACAAGAAAUGCAACACAAAAUGUAAAUCAGACGCCAAAUAGCUCUGAGGCGACCAACGAAUACAACUCAUCCCUUACUAAAAGUCCAUUUGAUUACUUCUCUGUCAUUAAUGAGACCUUAUUAUCAGAGAAUCCUGUCCUAGAAGUCAUUGCCAACACAACCUCUCCCUUCACGUCAACCAUAACGUCAUCCACUCAUCAGAUCGUACGCGACAUAAACACAUUUAAUCCCAACUUAAGACGUGCCUCCACUUCGACACCAGUGCCAGAAGUGAUCGCCGGUUUGCCUCUUGGAGUCGACAAAUCCGAUCAAAUAGUGUCUGAAAAGCUGAUCCGACCGCCGACGGGUUCCGGUGAACCACUAUAUGGCGAGCGACUGCCUAAAUACAUACCGCCCGCCCUCUACCAGAAGUACCCGAACAACGAUAUCGUGAACGCGGACACCGUUACCCUCAAUGACGAGGAAAUAGCCGACGAAGCCCUCUAUGACGACGAGAUCGCACUCAACCACUCAUCGCCUAUAGAUGUGAUGAAUAGGUUUGCGUUGACGACAACCACUAGUCAUGGAUUGGAGACGACGACCGCCAGCAAUACCUGUGCGGAGAAUGAGUUCGAGUGCGCGUCCGGUGAGUGCAUACCCGCCAGAGCUCACUGUAAUCGUCGGUUCGAGUGUUCCGACGGCUCCGAUGAGAGGCAGUGCACGUGUGCUCACUAUCUGAGGGCUGAGCGACAGUUCAAGAAGAUCUGCGAUGGAGUUAUAGAUUGCUAUGAUAUGAGCGAUGAGAUGAACUGUUCCUACUGUACCGGCAAUUAUGUCUGUCCGCAGAGUAAUGUAUGCAUUGAUAAGACAAAAGUCUGUAAUGGAGAUAACGACUGUCCAAAUGGUGAUGACGAGAGUGAAUGCAUAUCAUUGGUGCCAAACGAUCAGACCCUGGAUAAGACGGGCCGGUAUUUUAACUCUGAGGGCGCGCUAUACAUACGCCAGAAGGGAAAGUGGGCCCCACUUUGCUUGGAUGACAUCAAUAUGAACAACGACUUAGACAUCCAGAGGAACCGGCGUUCAGAGGACUUGUGGAAGAUUGAGGACUUGGGGAAAGCCAUUUGUAGGGCCAACUCGUACAGCGAUUUGCAAAGCAUUCAACUCACGAGUCUCUCCAACUAUAACUCCAAUGAGUUCUUCAAAAUGGAACCGUUUAGCGACCGGAUCUCACCAUCACUUUCCAUGUGGAGUUCCCUCUUUGAAAGGUCUGAAUGUGUGUCUAAGAGAGCGACUUAUGUGAAGUGCAAAGAUUUCGAAUGUGGUGUUCGCCCCGUCACGAACGGCAUCAGACGACGGAUCGUUGGGGGCCAGAGUUCAUCGCAGGGCUCCUGGCCCUGGCAGGUGGCCCUAUACCGGGAGGGAGAGUUCCAGUGCGGAGGUGUUAUCAUAGACUCGCAAUGGCUUCUCACAGCCGCUCAUUGUUUUCAUGCCACUCGUGAGGCCUACUGGACGGCCAGGUUUGGUAUAUUAAGGCGCGGGAAUGUAUUCGCCAGUCCUUAUGAGCAGAUCCGCCGCAUUACACAUGUGAUUGUGCACAAGGAUUAUGUGGACAAAGGCUUUAUUAAUGACAUCGCCUUAUUAAGGCUUAACGAACCCAUCAAUUAUAGCAAACACGUCCGUCCCGUGUGUAUGCCAUCAGAAGCUGAAGACGUGUCCAAAUGGCACCGACAGCUCUGCACUACAGUUGGUUGGGGCAAACUGUUUGAGCAUGGUCGUAUAUUCCCCGAUACAUUACAAGAAGUGAAACUACCCGUCAUAUCAACUGAGGAGUGCCGCAAACGAACCCUAUUUUUGCCGCUCUAUAAGAUCACUGAUAAUAUGUUUUGCGCCGGUUAUGACAGAGGGGGACGGGAUGCCUGUCUGGGCGACUCCGGCGGACCCUUAAUGUGCCAGAAGAGGAACGGCAAAUGGUUUCUACUGGGAGUGACCAGUAAUGGUGACGGCUGUGGUCGAGCUGGUCGUCCCGGCGUCUACACUAAAGUUGCCAAAUAUAUGGAUUGGAUCGACAGUGUUAUAAGUAGUGAUUUGUCGCCUGAGCUGAACCGGCCGUGCGAUGGCCUCAGAUGUCCUUUGGGCCGGUGUCUCAAGAAAGAGCACAUCUGUAACGGUAUUAUGGAUUGCAGGGACGCCUCCGAUGAGCAAAACUGCACGGAUAUGACUAUCAGAAAGUUUUAUAGCAAUAAUAACAAUAAGAGUGAAACCUAUUCUAAUACUUAAAGUUUAGGCAAUUAUUUAAAUUAUAUUUUUUUAUAUUACGUGAAAAAACACUUUUUUAAACAUUCACAAUUCAUCCAAAC
Molecule: messenger RNA, 2690 nt
Organism: Oppiella nova
Lineage: Eukaryota; Metazoa; Arthropoda; Arachnida; Sarcoptiformes; Oppiidae
Source: the annotation of a GenBank genome assembly